AGCACAUUAAACGGUUAGAUGAACAUUUUAGAAAUGUAACUUUCUGCUUUGCAUAGAUUUCAGCCAGGACCUGCGCACUUCUGGAGGAAAACAGCCACCUGACCCCUCCUCCCGCGGAAACCUCGCUGGCUUCUAAUUGGCUGAGUGAGCAGCGGAGACUCAGUUUGAGGCUCUUGGUGCCGUCUCGUCUGUUAACCGCUUUUAAUGCUGCAGGAAGUUUUUAAAAGCAGGUGGUCAAUUGUCCAUCCCAACAACAUUAGGUACAAAGCAAGAACCCGUCCUGAAUGGGGCACCAGUCCAUCUCAAGCCAGUGAUGCUUUUUUAGAUUGAGCUAACAAUUUUAUAUUACUGAAGCAACAAGAAACAGCACAAUGUCUAAAUUUCAUUUAUUUAAAGGUUUUAUCCUGUUUUAUAUCCUCUUGUCAGUCGGUACCAUCCUGGUAUCUGCACAAGUCAUGAAUACGACAACCACUUUGCCAACAGCAACAAGUAUCCAAGGGACAGAUGUUACAAGUGUAAGUACGGCCACUACUGCAAAAGUAAAUUCCACAUUAAUGAUGGAUAACUAUACAACAAGCAAUACCACAAGUGGUAUACCAUCCACACCUACAACAACAACGACAAUCCCUCCUGGGCUGAUAACAUGCCGGACAUUUAACUGCACUGGAUAUAACUGCUUUACUAACUUUACUACUCUUGCCGGUACUCUGUGCCCCACUAACAACUCAUACUGUGAGUUUAUUCGGCAGAACAAUGCCAGCUACACAGCUGGCUGUAGCAAGACUUGUGCCGGGACAACCAACAUCUGCAGGAACUCUUCACAGAAUGCUUGUACUAUGGAGUGUUGUGCCACGCCCCGCUGUUUAUUUCUGAAUGGAACCACCCAGGAGACACCUGCUUUGACAACAGCAGCCACUCAAGCCACAACUACCAUAAAGCCAACCACCAUUGCAACAAAUGGAAAGAUGUGUCAUGUAUUCACAUGUACUGGAGAAACAUGCUACAAAGGACAAACGCCUUCUCAAUCUUGCGCAGUUGGGUAUAACUACUGUGAAUUGAAAAAGAAAGGUACUGGCACCACCACUAUCUGGAGCGCUGCUUGCAGUAAUUCAUGUCAAAGUAUUACAACUGGCUGCACAUCUUCAUCAACUGAUUGCCUCCAAGAAUGUUGUACCUCAGUUGCAACAACCUCUUGUCUCAAAUUGGAUGGAACCGUAAAUAUUAAGAGUGGUGUGGAUUCCAUUAAUAUGAUGUCGCUUCUUAAGAUUUUAUUAUUUGCAAUGGUGAUUUUGGUUUUCAAUAAUUACUCACUAUUCAUUUAAACUUUUUCCAAUGUUACUUAAACAAUGUCUCAAUAUUAUAAAAGAUGCACACCAAACACACCUAAUAGAAAAGUGUAGUAUAUUUUUAUAUUAUUUUAAAAAAGGUGUCUGCUUAAUUUUCUUGAUUUAAAUGUUCUAAAAAUCUGUAAUAUAAAGUAUACACUGUAAAUAUGGGCUAGACUGACUUACAUAUAUUUUCUAAACAAGGGGCUGUAUUUUAAUUUCAGUUAACUCUUGUAUAUUGUAAAAAUACAUAGAGGACUCGAGUCUCCCUAAUCAGAGUAAGUCAAAUUUCAGAAUGGCCGAGAACUGUAAUUGUUUGCAAAUGUAACAAAAGCAUCAAUAAAUGUGUCAUCAUUCUGUGAAAUGCCUACUGUGUACAGCAUUACUAUAUCUAAAAUAAUUGCAGUUCCAAUUGAAAAUUUGUGAAAAAACAGACUUUUGUAUAUUCCUUCUGCAGCACAUACACUAAAAGAGAGUAAAAAUAUCUUUAAUAUUUGGUGUGUAAAAAUUAUUACACAAAACAGCUAGUUUUAAAGAAACUGUGCUUUUGUUUAGCUUUUUGUUUUUCUCUACUGAAGGUGUAAGGAGAAUUUUAUUUUUCUGUUACACAUCUUUUUGCAUGAUCAGGGUGUUUACAAAGGGACUUUCAAGUCAACUACAGACAGAUUAACUGGAAGAUACCAUAUAAUGGCUGCAUCAAUGUGUAUAUUGCUGAUAUAUAAAGAAUAAUUACACCAGGAUUUCAUUGGUUUUGCCAUUCUAAUUUCUCUUAGGAAACUAUUAAUAAGAAUGAUCAGCACACUGGAAUUGUUUGAAGUUAAAUUUAGCGGCUCGUAAAUGAUAGUUUUACACACUAAGUCAAUUAAAGUCUUCUCCUUGUAGUUACCUAAGCUAAGAAUAUUAUAAGGACAGAAUGUGGUGAUUUCUAAAAGCCUUGCUUCUAGAUUUGACUGUUCAUGCAGAGUUAUGUAUUGUCAAACCAACCAUGUGAAGCACUUGAUAGAGAAAGUAAGUGUUCUACAGUGAGACAGCAUUUAUGUAUCUUAAUUGUCUUAAGCUUUUGUAUUAAGUAGAAAAUUUAUAUCAAAGAAAAUGACAUGCAGCUUAAUUUAAAACAUCUGCAUUGUGUUAGAUAAACUACAUAAAACUGACAUGCAAAUAGAGUUCAAGGUGUUUUACAAACCAUGGAAUGCACUUUCAAGUUUCCGCAGAAUAGAAUAGUAUCCUUGUUAUAUACCAAGAGAAAAUCUUUCACUUUAUAUUUACCAUUCUGCCAUUUAUGAUUUUUUUUUUCUUAUCAGUGAUAACUAAUGUUUUUACUAAAUAAUCUGGAUUUCAUGUUUAAUCCUCAGACUGUAUUCUUUUUUUGGAAACUGUAUCACUAUUCAUUCAAUAUGUCACUCCUUACUGCAAUAUGUAUUGCCUUGAUCAAAACCUAUACAUUAAACUAUGCUCUGAAUA
This is a messenger RNA of Polypterus senegalus (gray bichir), 2786 nucleotides long. RefSeq lists its product as uncharacterized. Lineage: Eukaryota; Metazoa; Chordata; Cladistia; Polypteriformes; Polypteridae. The transcript is spliced from 10 exons. Bases 372 to 1322 code for a protein of 316 amino acids. The record is from RefSeq and is a predicted model, not a curated record.